Nymphaea colorata (pocket water lily) is the source of this 1300-nucleotide messenger RNA. RefSeq names its product cytochrome P450 704C1-like. Gene Ontology annotation, molecular function: heme binding; oxidoreductase activity, acting on paired donors, with incorporation or reduction of molecular oxygen; monooxygenase activity. NCBI's taxonomy places the organism in Eukaryota, Viridiplantae, Streptophyta, Magnoliopsida, Nymphaeales, Nymphaeaceae. The record is from RefSeq and is a predicted model, not a curated record.
AGAGCGCCAGGUUGCGUGGGCAUCUCAAGUAUCUUGGAGCAUUGCAGAAGCAAGGAACUCCAAAUCGCGUGUUAUUGGAAUUAUUCACUAAAUAUUCCUUGGACUCCAUAUUCGAAGUUGGAUUUGGGGUGAAAUUGAAUAUUUUGGAUGGAUCUAACGAGGAAGCGACUACAUUCGCCAAGGCUUUUGAUGAAGCGAACGCUUUGACAUUUCACCGUUACGUUUACUUAUUCUGGAAGGUCAAGAGAUUUCUUAAUGUUGGUACAGAAGCAACACUCAGGAAAAAUAUUGGAGUGAUUGAUGAGUUCAUCAACAAAAUCAUCAGUUCUAGACGGAAGAAGUACUCGUGCCAUCAAAGUUCAUAUGCAAGCAUCAACCUUUUGGACCUUUCUUUUGGAAGUGUAAGUUUUUAAAUGCGGAGACAUGAUUUGCUGGGUUUUAAAAAUAAUAAUAGGAAGGAAGAUAUUCUGUCAAGGUUCCUUUUGGAAAGUAAGAAGAAUCCGGAGACCAUGAACGAUCGUUACUUGAGGGAUAUCAUUUUGAACUUCAUGUUUGCCGGGAAAGAUACCACUGCGGGCACGCUUUCAUGGUUCACAUAUUUGCUCUGCAAGCAUCCGCUUAUACAAGAGAAGAUUGCACAGGAGGUCAAGGAGACUGUUGGCUCUUGUGAAAAAGGACAGUUUACACAGUUUGUCGAAAAACUUACAGAAGGCGCAUUAGAAAAGCUGCAGUAUCUUCAUGCUGCUUUGAGUGAAACCUUGAGAUUGUAUCCUGCAGUCCCCAUUGAUAGACAGAGUGCAUGCAAGGAUGACAUCCUCCCUGAUGGAUUCAAAGUGAAGAAAGGUGAUGGAGUCAACCAUGUAACUUAUGCGAUGGGCAGGAUGAAGUAUAUCUGGGGCGACGAUGCGGAGGAUUUCAGGCCAGGGAGAUGGCUCCACGAUGGAGUUUUCCGACCAGAAUCCCCUUUCAAAUUUCCAGCAUUCCAUGCUGGUCCACGGACGUGCUUGGGUAAAGAUUUCGCGUAUCGGCAGAUGAAGAUAGUAGCUGCAUUGCUUACCGUUUUCUUUAGAUUCAAUCUAAAGGACCCAUCUAAAGAGGUGACUUACAAAACCAUGCUGACCCUUCACAUUGAUCAGGGCCUUCAUGUCCGCGCAGUUCAUCGGCUUCUUUGAGGCUCAAUAGUCUUAUUCACGGGAGAAUACUAGAGAUAAAAUAUGAAUGUAUGAUCGUAGUGAAACUUUGUUCUUUCCUUGUUUAAAGCAGACUGCUUAAGCUAAGUACUUAAUUGGAUGCAGUACAA